Hansenula anomala is the source of this 288-nucleotide messenger RNA. RefSeq lists its product as uncharacterized. The transcript is spliced from 2 exons. Bases 1 to 288 code for a protein of 95 amino acids. The record is from RefSeq and is a predicted model, not a curated record. NCBI's taxonomy places the organism in Eukaryota, Fungi, Ascomycota, Saccharomycetes, Phaffomycetales, Wickerhamomycetaceae.
AUGCCUCUUGUCAUCAACACUGCUCCAGUCGAAUUAACAACCACUGAAGGUUACAACGAAUUCAUCAAAUCUCCACUAUGCAAUGAACAUUCAACCAUUUUCCCAAAUGAAACAAGUGAUCAAGGUUAUGUCUAUGUAAAUGAUGAAGUUGUUGCCAUUGUUCGUGGUGAAGCUAGAGAUUCUUUAUUCAACUAUACUAGUUCUAAUCUGGUUAGAGAUGAUAAAGAAUCUAUUGUUUCUGUCAUCAGUUUUACGAAGGUGUUCAUUACAUUAUUAUUAGUUGUUUAG